This is a messenger RNA of Lactuca virosa, 2238 nucleotides long. The record is from the annotation of a GenBank genome assembly. Lineage: Eukaryota; Viridiplantae; Streptophyta; Magnoliopsida; Asterales; Asteraceae.
AUGAAUAUCACACAGAUCACAUCAGUCAUGGUAGUCUCUUCAUCACCCGUAUCACGUAGGCCAUGGGUGGUUGGUUGUUGCAUGCAGCAAUACAGUUCAUCGCCUCUUCGUAAAGCUUCUUCACAUUCUGAACAAGCUAAUCCUGCUGUUAUGAACCUCGAUAUGACCAAAGAGCGAAUUCGGAAGCUGUUCAGCAAUGUGGAGGUUUCUGUUUCUUCAUAUGACACAGCCUGGGUAGCCAUGGUUCCUUCUCCAAACUCUCCCAAGUCCCCUUGUUUCCCUGAUUGUCUGAACUGGUUAAUGGAUAAUCAGCUUGAUGAUGGUUCAUGGGGUCUUCUUCCUCAUCGUUCCUCAUUAAUUAAAGAUACUCUCUCUUCAACAUUAGCAUGUGUACUUGCAUUAAAACGAUGGAAUGUUGGGAAAGAUCAAAUUAACAAAGGUCUACAUUAUAUCGAGUCAAAUUUUGCUUCAGCUAAUGACAAGAGUCAACUAUCUCCAUUUGGAUUUGACAUUAUAUUUCCUGGUAUGCUUGAGUAUGCGAACGACUUGAACAUAAAGCUCCCUUUAAACCAAACAGAUUUGAGUGUGAUGUUACAUGAGAGAGAACUGGAGCUUAGAAGAUGUUACUCAAAUGAGAAGAAAGCGUACUUGGCAUACGUCUCAGAAGGACUCGGAAAUUUCCAUGACUGGAAUAUGGUGAUGAAGUAUCAGAUGAAGAAUGGUUCUGUCUUCAAUUCACCCUCAGCAACAGCUGCUGCUCUUAUUCAUAAUCAAAACGAUGCUGGUUGUCUUGAUUAUUUAAGUUCACUCUUGAACAAAUUUGGGAAUGCAGUUCCAACAGUUUACCCUCUUGAUUUAUACAUUCGACUUUGCAUGGUUGACACACUUGGUAGAUUGGGAAUCACACGCCAUUUUAAGAUGGAAAUCCAAAAUGUUUUAGACGAAACUUACAGCCACAAAAAUAGAUGUUGGGUGCAGGGGGACAGCCAAAUAUUCAUGGAUGUUGUCACUUGUGCUCUAGCCUUUCGAUUACUAAGGAUAAAUGGAUAUCAAGUCUCAUCAGAUCCAUUAGCUAAAAUUACUAAAAAGGGGGAUUACAUGAGUUCAUGUAAAGAUGGUUUUAAAGAUGUAUAUGCAGCUCUUGAAGUGUUUAAGGCAUCACAGAUUAUAUAUCAAGAGGAAUUGGCUGGUUUGGGAGAACAAAAUUCGAGGUCGACUGAUUUCCUUAAAAGGGAAAUAUCCAUUGAUUCUAACUGUAUUCAUAGAGAGGUGGAUGAUGCACUUAAGCUUCCCCUUCAAUGCUCAUUAAACAUUAGCAAUGAAGAUUACCUAAGGUUGGCAGUGGAAGAUUUUAAUGCAUGCCAAUCUAUUUAUCGUGAAGAAAUAAAAGAUCUUGAAAGGUGGGUGGUGGAGUUUAGAUUGGACAAGCUCAAGUUUGCUAGGCAAAAGACAGCCUACUGUUACUUCUCUGCUGCUUCAACUUUUCCCUCUCCUGAAUUAUCAGACGCAAGAAUUUCAUGGGCCAAAAGUUUUGAAAAAUGGAAUGUAGAUGUCCAAAAUGAUUGUUGUUCAGAGGAAGUUCGCAUUCUAUUUUUAGCAAUUAAAGAUACGGCCAGUUCGAAUAUAGACAAAGCGUUUAAGUGGCAAGAACGAGACAUAACAAGUCAUGUUAUUGAAAUUUGGGUGGAUGUGGUGAAGAGUAUGUUGAGAGAAGCUAUAUGGGCUAGAGAUGGUUCAGUGCCAACAAUGACCGAGUAUAUAGAAAAUGGUUUAUUAUCAUUUGCUUUAGGUCCAAUUGUGCCUCUGGCUAUAUACUUUGUGGGGCCAAAAUUGUCAGAGGAGAUCGUUCAAAGCUCUGAGUAUCACAAGUUAUUUGAGCUAAUGAGCACUUAUGGUCGUCUUCUAAAUGAUAUACAUACCUUUAAGAGAGAAUCGAAGGCGGGACAACUGAAUGCUGUACCAUUGUACAUGAGUCAUGGAAAGAGUACUGGGAUUAUGGAACAAGAAGCUGUAGAAGAGAUUAAAAUGCUGAUGGAGAAUCAUAGGAGAGAAAUGAUGAAAUUAGUGUUGGAAACAAAGGGAAGUAUUGUUCCGAAAGCUUGCAAAGAUGCAUUUUGGAGCAUGUGCAAUGUGGUGAAUCUUUUUUAUGCAAAAGACGACGGGUACACUGGAAAUGCAAUCCUUGAUGUUGUCAAGGAAAUCAUCUAUGACCCGGUAUACCACCGACCAAUGCUCUAA